UAACUGUGAAUAAUCAAUAUGAGUGGAACUAUCAAGGAUUCUAGAGCCAUUGUGACUGGAGGAGUCCAAGGAAUUGGUUUUCAAUUAUGUCGUCAUUUGUUGAUAAAAGGAGCUAAAAUGGUGGCAAUCUUUGACAUCGAUCAAUCAGCUGGUCAGGAAGCUACAAACAAAUUGAAUCAGGAGUUUGGACAAGGAAGAUCAAUAUUUUUUGCAACAGACGUAGCAAACUCUAAUGAACUUGAAAAUAGCUUCAAGAAAGCUGUCCAAAAACUUGGAGGAUUGGAAAUUGUAAUUAACAAUGCUGGGAUACUAGAUUCAGCAGUAUGGAGUUUGAUGAUUGACAUCAACGUGAAAGGAGUAGUUCAAGGAACUUUACUUGGAAUCGAUUACAUGGGUAAACAUAAAGGUGGUAAAGGAGGAACUAUCAUUAACACAGGCUCCAUUGCACCAUUCAUGAAAGAAAGUUUUUCUCCAAUCUAUGCUUCAACGAAAGCUGCUGUUGUCACAUUUAGUCGUUUUAUGGGUAAUUAUUACGAGAAAACUGGAGUUGCAGUAAAGUCAAUAUGUCCAGGAUUGGUAAUCACAAAUUUAGCUAUGAACAUGCCUUCCAAAUGUUUGGAGUAUGUUGACAAAGAACAAGCACAAGCCCUAAUAGAUGCACCUGGUUUGGAGCCAAAAGAUAUUGCACCAGCAGUGAUGCAGCUGAUAGAAGACCCAUCGAAUAAUGCAGCUUGGGUGAAAAUGACUGAAUAUCCUACAUCAACAGUGAAAUUCGCAGAAAUACCAGACAGUUUGAUUCCACUUGACCUUUAAGGUUAUAGUUCUAUUCAUAAUUUGUAAUAAACAUUGAAAAAUAAGUGUUAUUAGAAUGAUUUGUCGGUUUAAUUGUAAUAAUUGUUAAUUAAUCAUUUAAUUAAUUAAUUAAGAGACUUAUGAAUUAAUUAGUUUAAAUAUUUAAAAAUUAAAUUAUGUUGAAAAUAUCUGUUAUUAUGAUGUAUGGAGCAGUACAAUGAAUUUGAAAUAAACCGGUUUUCUAUAGCGACAUGUGCCUCUCCACUUCGAUGGAGUUUAUUCGAAGUAAAUAUAGGUGUCGCAUUCUUUCUGAUAGUGAAACGUAUUGAAAAAGUUAAUAAAGGGCAAAAAUUG
Molecule: messenger RNA, 1146 nt
Organism: Chelonus insularis
Lineage: Eukaryota; Metazoa; Arthropoda; Insecta; Hymenoptera; Braconidae
Product: 15-hydroxyprostaglandin dehydrogenase [NAD(+)]-like
Exons: 6
Coding region: 19-813 (264 amino acids)
Cellular component (GO): cytoplasm
Molecular function (GO): oxidoreductase activity, acting on the CH-OH group of donors, NAD or NADP as acceptor
Source: RefSeq, a predicted model, not a curated record